Molecule: messenger RNA, 789 nt
Organism: Anopheles coustani
Lineage: Eukaryota; Metazoa; Arthropoda; Insecta; Diptera; Culicidae
Product: carbonic anhydrase 6-like
Exons: 2
Coding region: 1-789 (262 amino acids)
Cellular component (GO): cytoplasm
Molecular function (GO): carbonate dehydratase activity; zinc ion binding
Source: RefSeq, a predicted model, not a curated record
AUGGUGCCCAACGCCGUCCAGAGUCCCGUUUGCCUGUCGAAAAGUUUGGCACGGAUGGUGGAUGAUGCCGUUCCAUUGCGGUUCGCUGGUUAUUUCCACGACCUUCGCGGUGGCAAAGCAAAACUGACCAAUGAUGGCCAGACGGUGGUGCUCACGCUCGACCGGCAACCCGCGCUGCAGCCAUGCAUCGCCGGGGGUCCACUGAAGGGCGUGUACUUGUUUGAACAGCUACAUUUCCACUGGGGGCCCAACGAUAGCCAUGGCAGCGAGCACCUGAUCGAGGGGGUUGCACACGCCAUGGAAAUACAUCUCGUGCACUACAACGCCAAGUACGGCUCGUUCCGCAAAGCGAUGGACCGAAGCGAUGGGCUCGCGGUGGUGGCAUUUCUUGUGCACGCGCGGGGCAUCGUGGACUGUGAGGACUUUCGGCGAAUCACCCGCGAGCUGCCGCACAUUGUGAUCCCCGGCAGUACCAGACACGCCGCGGGCGAUUGUAUGCGCUGGCUGACGGCUCAGGACUUGGACAGACACUACUUUUCGUACCGGGGCACCAUGACAACCGCACCGUUCUUUGCUAGCGUCACCUGGAUCGUAUACGCUGCACCGGUUUACGUUUCGCACAAUCAAACGGCUGCUUUCAGAAAGCUCCGUACCUUCGCCGGCCACUGUGCGACCGAACCGACAUCGGCUACCAAGCGGAUCGAGAGUAACUUUCGACCGGUGCAACUGUCGAAACCCGCUGUAACGUUUGCUAGAAACACACGCCGGCGAAUGCGAGCUAAGCUUUGA